This is a messenger RNA of Guillardia theta CCMP2712, 696 nucleotides long. RefSeq lists its product as hypothetical. Bases 1 to 696 code for a protein of 231 amino acids. NCBI's taxonomy places the organism in Eukaryota, Cryptophyceae, Pyrenomonadales, Geminigeraceae. The record is from RefSeq and is a predicted model, not a curated record. Gene Ontology annotation, molecular function: small GTPase binding; GTPase activator activity. Gene Ontology annotation, biological process: activation of GTPase activity; nucleocytoplasmic transport. The transcript has 7 exons. Gene Ontology annotation, cellular component: cytosol; perinuclear region of cytoplasm; nucleus.
AUGUCUUUAGCCCGCUAUCUGCGUCAUCUGCCGUUUCUUUCCUCCUUGUCGCUGUCAGCAUGCCAGAUUCACGACGCAGGAGCAGGGCUGGUCGGCUCUGUCCUCUAUACCAACUCCAGAAUCUUUGAGCUCAGGCUGUCGCACAAUCAGAUCGCCGACGAGGGUCUGGAGCUCUUCGCCUCCUGGAUCCUCGUCCGCGGGCUGAGAUCCAACAUCGGAAGGAUCAAACUGGACGCGAACCUCCUCGGUGACGGUAGCGUCCACUGGCUGAAGAAGGCUAUGCAGACGAAGAGGAGUCUGACUGACAUUUCCCUGCGAGGAAACAACCUCUCCCGUCCUGCUCUCCGUGUGCUGUCAGAAGCGGUCGGCUGCCUGACUUCCCCCCGUCUUUCUCUUCCCCGUCUCAACCUCACGCAGGUCAUGGCAAACGAGCACGUGGCUCGGUUGGACGUCCGCGACUGCUCGGAGGACGGAGGGAGGAAGUGUGCUCUCGGCGCAGACUUCGGGGGGAGGAGGAGCCUGUCGACCAAGGAGGAGGAGGAGGAGCAAGAGUGGAGGAAAGCUCAGCAGCAGCUUCGGGAGACUCUACUCAGGAUGGGAUUCCAGGAGGCGGAGGUGCAUGCUGUGCUUCAACAUUGCUUCAACUUCGAGGAUGCGAUCCAGAUGCUCAGCGGAAACCAACGCACCAGCAUGUGA